UUUUAUGAAGCUACUUGGAGAAAAAAGACUCUGAGCUCCUGGAGGGUAAGAAGCAUCAUCCUUCAUCUGCGUUCUCAGCCCAAACCCCAGGCAGCACCCUCUGCUCCCCAGCCCGUGUCGUCCAGGAGACUGUUGCUAGGUGAUGCGUUCCAGAGUUCUGAACUAUUGUGGCCGCUGGCGCGCAGUGGACCGGGAGCCCCCGGCCUGUCCACACAAUGGCCACGGCCUAUGUUCCUUCUGUGCAGUACGAGUGUCCGGUUUAUCAGUAUGUUGUGCGGCUGGGCCAGUGCCUCCGGAGGUUCUGGAAUGUCUAUAUUAUGGGCUUCUUCAUUGAGGAGGAGGAAGAACAUAUCCCCCCAAGCCAGAUUUUUUUUCAUAAAGGAAAAAUCGUGGCACUUGGCCAGACGUUGAGGAACAAAUCCCUGGCCAUCGAGGAGCGGGCCCAGGCCGCCUACAGGAUCGGACUGCUGGCCUUCACAGGAGGACCCACGGCCGCGAAGUUUGCGGCCGAGCACAUGAAAGAAGUGGCGCACUUGCUGCAGAGCGGCCAGGCAGCCCCCGAGGCGAGGAUCCUGCUGCUCCAGAGCGUGGCCUGCUGGUGCUACUUGAACCCCAUCACCCAGAGGAGGGCCAAGUUCCUGCAGCUCGUCCCCAUUCUCAUGGCGAUUUUUGGGAACGCCCCCGAGUCCAGCCAGACGGACGUCAACAACACCCUCCAGGUGAAGUUCUGGGCGUGCUACACCCUGUCCGUCAUGACCUGCAACAACCUGUCCUACAUGGAGGAGCUGAGGGAGCACUCCAAGUUCAAGUACCAACUGCAGGCGCUGGCGCAGAAGGACUGGGCGGGCUGGCCCGAGAACUUCGCUGAGGUGCUCUACUUCCUCAUCGGUUUCCACAGGCACUGACGCCUCUCCCUCCGGGCCCGGCCGU
Messenger RNA from Myotis lucifugus (little brown bat), 930 nucleotides. RefSeq names its product chromosome unknown C6orf229 homolog (gene ARMH2). The transcript has 2 exons. Bases 216 to 905 code for a protein of 229 amino acids. The record is from RefSeq and is a predicted model, not a curated record. Lineage: Eukaryota; Metazoa; Chordata; Mammalia; Chiroptera; Vespertilionidae.